This is a messenger RNA of Aricia agestis (brown argus), 2408 nucleotides long. It is a transcript of the gene Rrp6, whose product is annotated as exosome component 10. The record is from RefSeq and is a predicted model, not a curated record. Gene Ontology annotation, molecular function: 3'-5'-RNA exonuclease activity; nucleic acid binding; nucleotide binding. Gene Ontology annotation, cellular component: nucleolus; nuclear exosome (RNase complex). Bases 109 to 2394 code for a protein of 761 amino acids. Gene Ontology annotation, biological process: TRAMP-dependent tRNA surveillance pathway; nuclear polyadenylation-dependent CUT catabolic process; exonucleolytic trimming to generate mature 3'-end of 5.8S rRNA from tricistronic rRNA transcript (SSU-rRNA, 5.8S rRNA, LSU-rRNA). The transcript is spliced from 15 exons. Lineage: Eukaryota; Metazoa; Arthropoda; Insecta; Lepidoptera; Lycaenidae.
UGACUCUGCUGUGGCCUUGUGCUGUGUUGUUCGUCACGCGCGUGCUAAAAUUUUAAGUUAUAUUUUUUGUUUUAUGCAUGGUGUCUUAAAAUUAAUUUCGACAUUAAAAUGGAAUCUGUUUUAAACCCAGAAGCUCCAGAAUUUCAAGUUCAUUUGAACACUUUAACCACUGUAUAUCACCAUACGAGCCAUGCACUGGAAGGAUAUGUAGCCGUCAACAAAACAGUUCAAACAUCAAGACGUUAUCCUUCGGCAGCUUCUUAUCGGUUCUAUAAAACUGUGACCGGUUUUAAUGUGGUAACUGACACCUUUUUGAAGAAUGUUUCAUCACAAUCAAAUCAGAUUCUAUCAGCUGAUUCUCAAAAAGUUAAGUUGCAAUGCCAUGACGAAGAAUAUAACACAGGGAAGGUGGUGGAAGCGAAUGACAAUAUGUUGGACCGUCUUGACUUGGAUAUUGAACAAUCCACAGGCAAGACACAAAGCGAUGGUUUUGGCCAGAAAAACGUAUCUGCGUGGAACAACAAGCCUAUAAUAUCGGUAGUUCAGAUUGGUUCGACGACGCUAAUGGGAGCCAAGAACAUACCACGACCACAGCUAAAUUUUAAGGACAUCAUUGAUAACUCUGACACAUUGUGGGUUCCCAAACUGGCGGACAAACCGAACAACAUAGUACCAUUUGUGCUGAAAAUAUUGUACAACGAGAGGGGGGAAGCUGUAGGAUAUGACCAUCCAUACAAAGUGGAGUUGAAGUUAUACAAUCCACCAGCAGAGUUUAUUGAACCGGAUCGGGAAAUGUUGCCUUUCCCUCCUCCUCUCGAGGACACCAACUAUAUGUAUAUAGAAACUGAGGCGGCUAUGGAUGAGUUGGUCCAUCAUUUGGACUCCGUCAACGAAAUAGCUGUGGAUCUCGAACAUCAUUCGUAUAGGUCUUAUCAAGGUUUUACUUGUCUGAUUCAAAUAUCGACAUGUGGCGGUGACUUCAUUAUAGAUGCGCUGGCUGUGCGGGAGCAUAUUCAUAAACUGAACCAUUCAUUCACUGAUCCUAGGAAGUUAAAGAUUUUCCACGGUGCUGAAAUGGAUAUGCUCUGGCUGCAAAGAGACUUUGGCGUGUACGUUGUCGGCAUGUUCGAUACACACCAGGCUGCGCGGGCGCUCAGACUGCCGCGGGGUUCGCUCAAACAUCUGCUCCUCACCUACUGCAACGUUGAUGCUGAUAAAAAGUAUCAGUUAGCUGACUGGCGCAUCAGACCUUUGCCAGAGGAGUUGAUAAAAUACGCGAGAAUGGACACUCACUAUUUGAUCUAUAUUUGGAGGCAGAUGAAGGCGCAACUGCUGGAAAGUGGGAGUGACGAUCCCCACUUGUUACUAUCGGUGUUCGAAGAGAGCAGAGCUAUAAGUGGCGUGACAUACAAGAAAAACGAAUUAACAGACACCAGCCACUUGGAGUUGUAUGUGCGCUCACAGAAGAACUUCAACUCGAGGCAAAUGGCCGCUUUGAGGUUGAUGUAUAAGUGGCGCGACGCCCAAGCUCGCAGCCUCGACGAGAGCACGGGCUAUUUACUGCCGAAUCACAUGCUGAUUACCCUGGCUGAGACGCUGCCGCGUGAGAUGCAGAAUGUCAGCACCUGCUGCCAACCCAUGCCGCCCUUUGUCAGACAGAACCUGAAUACUAUACACAAAAUGAUACUGUCGUGCCGGGAAAUGCCACUGGAGCCUCAGUUAUACGAGAUGCCGUCAAGCAUCAGCACCAUGUUGAACGUCGGCCCCAUGCCGGUCGAAAAUUUACACGAUCUGUCGCAGCUACCAGAGACCAGUGAAGAAAAUAUAAAUUUAGAUCAAGCGUAUCUUAUCAUGGCGAAUGUUGUCCACUUCCAACCGGACAUCCAACUGUUUGACGCUGCAUACGACACCUACAACGAAAACACAGAUUAUAAUAAUACCUGCGGAAACAAUGCUGAGACGAAAUACUUCAUUCCUCCCUACGACCGAUACAGGAAGUAUCGGUCGCUAGCGCAGAUGGAAGAAAUAAAAGAGUACAAAGAGAAGGAGGCUAAAAUCGCGGCGAUCGGCAAAGGAGACGAACUGAUUAAGGCCGAGGUACUCGUGAAGAUGCAGGAGACUAAGACGAUGAUACAAAAGGAACAAAGCGAAACGAAAUCACAGAAGGAAACCAAGAAGAGACCGAUCGAUAAAGUUAAGGCUAAAGUGGAGAAGAAAGCGGUAGUUAACAAACCACAGACAACCAGCAAGCCACAGAUUAAAAAACCAGACGAUAAAAUAGAGAAUGCUAGUAAGCAUAAUAAGAAGAAUGUGAAACAGUUCAAUUAUAAGAAAGUUGAUUAUAAACGGUUUCUGACGGAAACCGAAAAACCUAAAAAGAAGAAGAAUAAGUAAACAUAUAAUAAUCA